AUGGCUCAAAACAAUGUUGGCGCCCAUGCUCAAAAUGAUUCUUCGAGAAUGCUUGCAAGCAAAGCAAGUCCAAGCAUCAAGAAAGAGCUAGAGAAACAGCUACAAGUAGAAGAUGACUCAAACAGGCAAGAAAUGGAAUCCUUCGCGGACUAUUACGCUAUCAUUAGAACCAUGGAAAAACUUGAAACACAGUACAUCCGAGGCACCAUAGCACCAGAUGUGUAUGAGAAGGAAUGUCAGAAACUCCUUCCUCGAUUCUCUACACUCAAAGAGUGCCUCCCCAGCGACAUGCAGAAUCCCGCAAUGGCGAUCCCCACGUUCAUGUCAAGAUACCAGCUCAAAGCCGCACGAGCUGCAAACAGAUUCGCAACAGGGGUUCCUGCCACGUGCUCAGCCGGCGGCGGUGAAGACUCGAGCAAGAUUGCACUCUUUGUGGCAGAAGCAGUUCAAGGUUUUAUCACGCUCAUGGAUUCUCUGCGUCUCGGGAUGACAGCGGUGGAUCAAGUUCAUCCUCUUACUGCCGACGUUGUCAACGCAUUGAACAAGAUUGCCCAACUACCGGCUGAUUUCGAGCCCAAAAUGAAAGUCAAGUCUUGGUUGCAGAUUCUCAGCGCAAUGAGAGCCACGGAAGUCUUGGAUGAGGUAUGA
Guillardia theta CCMP2712 is the source of this 648-nucleotide messenger RNA. RefSeq names its product vacuolar sorting protein 28 (gene VPS28). Gene Ontology annotation, molecular function: protein-containing complex binding. The record is from RefSeq and is a predicted model, not a curated record. The transcript has 11 exons. Bases 1 to 648 code for a protein of 215 amino acids. Gene Ontology annotation, cellular component: ESCRT I complex. Lineage: Eukaryota; Cryptophyceae; Pyrenomonadales; Geminigeraceae. Gene Ontology annotation, biological process: protein transport to vacuole involved in ubiquitin-dependent protein catabolic process via the multivesicular body sorting pathway.